UAACGGGCAGGGCGCACUGCAAGGCUGCUUCUCCCGCGUUCAGGCUGCAGCUGGCAGGCACCGCGAGCCCCGAGCACCCACAAACUGAGAGUGCAGGACGCGCCCCCAGCACAGCCACCUACGGCCGCUGAAUGAAGCUUCCAGGAGUCCGCCCCCGGCCGGCUGCGCCCCGUCGGAGGUGCACCCGCUGAGAGCGCCUGGGCAGGGAAAGCCAGUGCGCUCACCUGCCAGCCAUGGGGCCACACGGGAACGACAGUGACUUCUUGCUGGUACCCAACGGAAGCCGAGCGCCAGACCACGACAUCACUCAGGAACGGGACGAAGCGUGGGUGGUGGGCAUGGCCAUCCUCAUGUCGUUUAUUGUCCUGGCCACCGUGUUUGGCAACGUGCUGGUCAUCACAGCCAUUGCCAAGUUCGAGCGACUGCAAACUGUCACCAACUACUUCAUAACCUCCUUGGCGUGUGCUGAUCUACUCAUGGGCCUAGCGGUGGUGCCGUUUGGGGCCAGUCACAUCCUUAUGAAAAUGUGGAAUUUCGGCAACUUCUGGUGCGAGUUCUGGACUGCCAUCGAUGUGUUGUGCGUCACAGCCAGCAUCGAGACCCUGUGCGUGAUUGCAGUGGAUCGUUAUGUUGCUAUCACAUCGCCCUUCAAGUACCAGAGCCUGUUGACAAAGAAUAAGGCCCGAGUGGUCAUCCUGAUGGUAUGGAUUGUCUCCGGCCUUACCUCCUUUUUGCCUAUCCAGAUGCACUGGUACCGUGCCACCCACCAGGAAGCUAUGGACUGUUACACCAAGGAGACUUGCUGUGAUUUUUUCACGAACCAAGCCUAUGCCAUCGCUUCCUCAAUCGUGUCUUUCUACGUGCCUCUGGUGGUGAUGGUCUUUGUCCUAUUCCAGGUCUUCCAGGUGGCCAAGAGGCAGCUGCAGAAGAUAGACAGAUCUGAAGGAAGAUUCCACGCCCAAAACCUCAGCCAGGUGGAGCAGGAUGGGAGGAGCGGCCACGGACUCCGAAGGUCCUCCAAGUUCUGCCUGAAAGAACACAAAGCCCUCAAGACCUUAGGCAUCAUCAUGGGCACGUUCACCCUCUGCUGGCUGCCCUUCUUCAUUGUCAAUAUUGUGCAUGCCAUCCGGGAUAACCUCAUCCCCAAGGAAGUUUACAUCCUUCUGAACUGGCUGGGCUAUGUCAACUCUGCUUUCAAUCCUCUCAUCUACUGUCGGAGUCCAGAUUUCAGGAUUGCCUUUCAGGACCUUCUGUGCCUUCGCAGGUCUUCUUCGAAAACCUAUGGAAAUGGCUACUCUAGCAACAGCAAUGGCAGAACAGAGUAUACAGGGGAGUCGAGUGCAUGCCCGCUGGGGCAGGAGAAAGAACAUGAACUGCUGCGUGAGGAUCCCCCAGGCACGGAAGGCUUUGGGAACUGUCAAGGUACUGUCCCCAGCCUUUGCAUUGUCUCCCAAGGAAGGAACUGUAGUACAAACGACUCGCCACUGUAGUCCAGGCUUUCUGCUCUUUAAGACCCCUCCCUGACAGGACACUAACCAGACUAUUUUAACUAGAGUGUAAUAACUUUAGAAUAAAAUUGUAUAGAGAUUUGCAGGAGGGGCACAUCCUUCUGCCUUUUUUAUUUUAUUUUUUUUAAGCUGCAAACAAGAGAGAGAGAGAGAGAGAAAGAGAGAGAGGGUGGGUGGGUGGGAAAGCAACUGUAUUUGAGUGUUUAUUGUUUUCUUGUAUAGUUCAGUUCCUCUUUGUAUGGAACUUAAAAGUUUCUGUCUGAAGUGUGUUGGUUCUGGAGGACCGAGUCUGUCUGAGUGUCUGGGUGAUGUUUCCAUGUAUCUACCUCACUGGCCAAGUAUUAAGGAUAAUAUAUAUUGCUGCUGGCAAUCUAUAGCUAAAGGAGAAAGUAUUCUUCCUGUACCCUUGGACUUGAAAUAUCCUGCGUCUUGGACCUUUCUGCUGUGAAUAUGAACUCUCUCUCUCACUCCACUUAUUUGCUCAAAUGGAGUGUUGUAGGCAGGGAUUUUGAGGGACAACAUCAGUUGUUUUUCUGAGCAAAGUCUAAAGUUUACAGUAAAUAAAUUGUUUGACCAUGA
Molecule: messenger RNA, 2087 nt
Organism: Apodemus sylvaticus (European woodmouse)
Lineage: Eukaryota; Metazoa; Chordata; Mammalia; Rodentia; Muridae
Gene: Adrb2
Product: adrenoceptor beta 2
Exons: 1
Coding region: 234-1490 (418 amino acids)
Biological process (GO): norepinephrine-epinephrine-mediated vasodilation involved in regulation of systemic arterial blood pressure; adenylate cyclase-activating adrenergic receptor signaling pathway; negative regulation of smooth muscle contraction
Cellular component (GO): membrane
Molecular function (GO): beta2-adrenergic receptor activity; norepinephrine binding
Source: RefSeq, a predicted model, not a curated record